AUGUCUGGAACGGCGGGCGAACGGUCCAUAGUUAACCGAACGCAGCCUAACAGAGACACGUGUAUAUUAACUCAUAAUGGUAUGGUUACGUGUAUUGAAACCCCAUAUGGCCACAUUUCUAAACCAUUGUUGCCACCACCCCUACCGCAACUUCGAUCCGUGAAACUUUCACCGAAGGUCUUUAUUCCGAACUUUCAACUGUCUCCGAUUAGCAUCACUCCUAUGCAGAACGACAUGCAGGAUCUUUACAACGAGUUAUGGGGCAAGCCGUUACCCAUUAUUCAAGAGUUCACGGUGCAGGUUCCCCUGGCGAACUAUGGUAUUCACCCAGGAUAUAAGGUCACCAUGAGAUCGUCGGAGAUGGGAACCUUUGCACCACCACAAUUUGAAUCCAAGAAGCAGGAGCAAGUGUUCAGAAUAGUGGAGACCCGAGCAAAUCUCCCAUGCGGGGUGCGGAAGUUGCUGGUUCGGCCUGAGUAUGAUAAAGUGCGCCACCGGCUUAUCCGAGCAGAGGCGGCUAGAUGGCAGGGAGUUGACCAUAGUAGUGGAAACCCGGCGGCACGUCGGAAGUUAGACUAUGGAAUUUCCGGUCAGCCCGGCACAGGUGUGGUCUCCUGGUUAGAGUCGUUUUGAGAGUCUUCUAACUCAGAAAUAGGCAAAACAUUUCUCCUAUCAUAUCUCCUAGUGCGCAGACUGCGUAAAUGUCAGCCCACAGUGUAUCGGGCGGAUGACAAAUCAUGCUUCCCCUUUGAUGGAGAUUCUCCCGGAACGAAAUUAGUAUUAAGACACUAUCUCGCCUCUCACCAGCUAAGAAGCGUGGGCUCUGGGUUUUGACUCAUGAGACCCUACAAAACUCCCGAUGGCUUCUUUCGACCUCCGGGUGGUUUGUUGUGCUCGCCGCUUCCCCGCAGGAGGUGAAAGCAUCCAGGAAGUGGGAAAAGGAGCGUAGGGUCGCCUUAUAUUUCAUGUGUCCUCGGGAAUGGCCGGAAAUCUUUGCCGCCUACUGGUACUAAUCCUUCCUUUAUACUCUGGCGCAAAAUAAGUUAUAGUGAAUAGCUCGGUCGGGGAUGUGCAUUGCUAGCGCCGGCUGAGUAGUGCACUAUGACUUAUUUUGCGCCGGAGUAGAGCGAAACAGGGUUAAUAACUAACGAGACUGUUAAUAGCUUAGAGCUUGAGGAGCCCCCUGUCCAAGAUCAAAUCAACAAACUACAGUCGCACCCCGUUGUCCCGGACCUCGCUCUCCCGGAUUCUUCGCUGUCCCGGAUGAAUUUCUAUGAAUUUAUAAAUUUCUUUACACCAAAACCGAACCUGUUGUCCCGGCUGUCCCGGACGGAUUCUUAGGAUUUUGGCCAUCCGGGACAACGGGGUGCGACUGUAUUCACGACUUUCUCAUGCUUGGACCCUGUACCGAGAACAUGCUUGGAGUCGAUCGAUGUGACAAGUGAUGAGUCGUAUAACGAAAGCCUCGAAAUCUACCUUAGUCAGGUAGAUCGAGAAAUAGAUGGAUUCAUAGCCCAUGGAGGGCGUGAAACGAUUGAGCAUAUGGUGCACCAGGAAGCGUCACACCGAAUAGCGAUCAUGCAUCCUACCAGGACUGGCUUGUCGUAUACUGCGCGAAUAAUAACACGAUGGAUGGCAUACAGGCUCUAUGACAAGGCCCUAAAACGCUCACAGCACGAUUGUUUCCUGCUCUUCAAACACCUUUCCUGCCAACCAACCCUGAGAAGCGCCGCGGGCUGGUUCUUCGAAGGAUAUGUUCAUGACUGGUUUCUUCAAGGAGGCACCUUUGAUGCUGAUGAAAUACCAAUCAUUGACAGCAUGGCCCCCCCAUUGGAAUUCAAUACUACCAAGGCCAAAUCUGGCGCGCCAAAUUAUUUCACCACUCCUGGCAACUUGGCUGAUCAGGUUAGGGAAAUCGGAGGUCGUGGAAUCAACCCAGCUGUUGUCCAAAGAUAUUUUCUCCCACAUAGCCAGAAUUAUCCAUCCGUGGAUGGGCUCAUAUUCAGGGAUGUGAAAACCUUACUGUUGUUGCAAAUCACGCUUGCCCAACAGCAUGAGAUAAAAUCACCUGGAGUUGCAAAGCUUCUGAAGGCUUUGCCGAAAACGAUCAAGAACGUCUACUUUGUUUUCGUUGUUCCUGAAGACCGUGCUGAAGACUAUUCCAAAGCCCAACCGGUUCCGGGCUCAGGGACCAUCAACCCCACAGGGGAAAUUUUGCAUUUAAGGCAGUUUAGGCUCGUAUUCCGGGAA
Molecule: messenger RNA, 2250 nt
Organism: Tuber aestivum (summer truffle)
Lineage: Eukaryota; Fungi; Ascomycota; Pezizomycetes; Pezizales; Tuberaceae
Source: the annotation of a GenBank genome assembly